AUGGCAGACGUUCAAACGAGUGGGACGAGUUUGGCGAAAGUCAAGGUAGAAUCCAAAGUUUCUCUUUACCAUCGGAAAGCAGAAAUUCAGCGCAUCGAAUUUGGGAUGGAAGAAGAAAUAUCAAGUGUGAUGGUCAAGGUUCAUUCGAAAAUUUGGGACGAUUUUGGUCCUUCGGACUAUUUACGGCUUGUUACACUCAUGUCAAGCAGUUUUGUCAAGUUUUGUGAAGGUACUUAACCUUAAGAGUUUCUAAAUGAGAUGGAAGAAUUUGAGAGAUUUUAACGAGCCAGGAACUGAAGCAGUGGAUGUCUGAACACGAGUUUGACGUCAUCAUUUCCGAGAUGUUGUUCUGUUUCCACGGUUGUCCCAAAACGACGUAAUUGUUUGGUUUCUAUGAAAAUGAGACUCUUAAGCCAACUGAAAAGGAGUAGCUUCUCAAAAAUGAAUCCUUAAAAUAAAUAUUCCUCGGGCUGAUCCAUCCGUAAGCGCUAUAGAUACAAUUUUUUUUGUUAACUCUUUAAAUGAGAGGCCAAUCGAAUGUUCCCCAAAGCCCUUAAUAUAAACACUACUGACCCAUAUUUUGUAGAUUUCUUUGAGCUCUGCUAUCAAACAGCAUUUGCAGUAUAUUUUAAUCAUUUUCCUUCAAAACUUCCAGACACAUCACCAUAUCAGCGACUAAUCCAAUGGAAUGGAUGACGGAAGCUUUCAUGAUCCCCAAUGCUCCUGCUCUAGUACCCGGCGAGUUAUUUGAACAAAAAAUGAAUAUUCAUUUUGAUUUUCCAGGCAACUCAUCACCCCUCACACCGAAAAUGAACAUGAUACAAAAAGUAUCCACUAGUGAAAAAAAUAAAAUAAUUUAUCUUUUUAUAGAGUUAUGAACGUGCUUGAUAAUGUCCUACAAAAACUGGUUAUUCGGUACUUGUUGCUCCGACCGAUUGAUGAAUUAGGAAAAAAAGCAUUCGGGGCAGAAUUAUGUGCCUUUGGAGGUUUGCAGUUAUAUUUAAUUUUUGAACCAAUCGAAAUUUUUUUCACAUUUUUUUCAAAUUUAGCCAUAGCUAUUGGAUAAUUGAAUAAUCUCAGAAAGCAAUUUUUCAUUUUAUAUUCCUAAUAGAAAGUUUUUCACAGACAUUUCUGGGCGAUUCUAGUUAUUUGAUGGUUAACAGCCACGAGAUCAUUGAUUUCCCGAGGCCCAUCACCAGUCAAUGGAUUUAUAUCGGCGGCCUGCGACCACCUGAACCUAAAGGGCUUGAUGAAGUGAGUUAUUAAAUUAAUUGAUCAAUCAAAAACUCUCUUAUCGUAAUCUUUCUGCACUUCAACCAAUUUUUACAGUGGUGGUCAAACACAUUGUCCAUGAGAAACUACAGUUCCAUUGUAAUUGUUUCCUUUGGAAGCAUUGCCAAGGCUUCUGAAAUGCCUUCUCACGUCAAACAAGCCUACAUCGGUAUUUCCAUCCCUAUUUUAGUCGGAGCAUUUCCAAAAAUAGUUUAGAUGCCAUGAGCGCCUUGAAUGACACACUUUUCAUUUGGAAAUACGAGAAGCCGGCCCACGGAUUUGCCUCCGAGUUGGACAACGUGGUUACGAAAGAAUGGCUCCCACAAGUCGACCUUCUUCGUGAGCAUUUCUAAAUAAAUAAUUUCCACCAGGAAAAUCUUAAAAAUCGAUAGAGGAACACAGCAUUUUCAAAAACUCAGAUGACCCGCGAAUUACGGCAUUGAUUACUCAUGCCGGCAUCUCGUCAAUUUUCGAAGCUGUACGAGCAGCGAAACCGGUUUUCAGUUUAAUAUCAAAUACAUUGGAGAAAUUGAGAUUGUUUUCAGUUGAUAACUGUACCGUUAUUUGCCGACCAGAUGCGAAACUCGGAGAUGUUGCGCUAUAGAGGCGUCUCGGUGGCUUUGCCAAAGCAGGCGACUUACCAUCAAAUCGUGAACGCUGUGCAGAAAAUCCACGAAAAGAAGUUCGUUCUGACGAAAAAAUUAACGAUUGAGGAGAAAGUGUACAGUAAGACUCUCUGCAGUUUCCAAAAGCUUUUUAGGAAUAUGAUUUGAUUUUUCGUUCAGGUGGACAGGUUAUAUAA
Caenorhabditis auriculariae is the source of this 2074-nucleotide messenger RNA. The record is from the annotation of a GenBank genome assembly. NCBI's taxonomy places the organism in Eukaryota, Metazoa, Nematoda, Chromadorea, Rhabditida, Rhabditidae.